Molecule: messenger RNA, 3225 nt
Organism: Papilio polytes (common Mormon)
Lineage: Eukaryota; Metazoa; Arthropoda; Insecta; Lepidoptera; Papilionidae
Gene: Cyp305b1
Product: probable cytochrome P450 305a1
Exons: 8
Coding region: 1891-3135 (414 amino acids)
Biological process (GO): xenobiotic metabolic process
Cellular component (GO): cytoplasm; intracellular membrane-bounded organelle
Molecular function (GO): heme binding; oxidoreductase activity, acting on paired donors, with incorporation or reduction of molecular oxygen, reduced flavin or flavoprotein as one donor, and incorporation of one atom of oxygen; iron ion binding
Source: RefSeq, a predicted model, not a curated record
GCCUUCGUGCCACCAGUACAUUAUAUAAUGUAGUGAAUUCGAGAUCGUAUUUUAAAAUAAAUUGCUAAUUUGGUUACAAUAUUUUUCAAACAAUCAAACUUCAGUGGAGCCAUCUAGAUGUAUCCUGUAAAAUUGCUUCCUAACAAAGUAUCCAGGCUCUUGUUCAUAACCAUGUGUAAUUUACUAUAGAUUUAAACUAUUUUUCGCUCCAAUUUCCUGCAAAUGUUGGUAUUGGAUAUAAGCUGGCGUUAUUAAUAUUAACUUUAAAUUUUGAUGUGUACAAUCAUUGCGAAAAUAUGAUUUGUAGCGUUUUACUCAAUGUAAUGUAUUUGCCGUAAGAGCCAUCUACACCAUUACAUCAACAUUUAUAAACUGUAGAAGCCUUACGGUUACCAAUUAAAGGUCCUAUGAAUACUGUAUUUUUUAUAUUAAAAUUAUUCACACCAUCGCUAUAUACUGUAAAUUAGAAGGUAGUUGAAAGAAUUAAAAACUUUUUGGAAGAAGAUUUUUUAUGGAGUUUUUAAGAUAUUUUGUGACGACAUCUAUACACGUAAGAAUGAAUCCCUAUUUUCCUUGGUCACGGAAUCGCCCCUAAAAUGCUGGACCGAUUUCCCUUUUUUUACGGUCUGUAGAAGGUUGUCAGAAAUAAAAUAUAGAUGGAUCUAAAUUAAAUUUAACACAGAUGUAAAGUAUAGUGUCGAAGGUUAUUAAUUAAUUUUUAUUACAAAAAGCAUGGAGCUUUUUCGUGAUGGUUAUGAAAUAAAAAUAACUCAAACCAUUUCUUGUAUGGAGAGGGUGAAAAGGCAGGGGAAGUGGACUAAAAUUAGGCUUCCAGUAUGAUACUUCUUGUGGUGUAUGGCUAUACAUAGGUAUAAUGUAGGACUACCCACAUUAUAGUCAUGCAUUACAUUUUUCAGACGAAACGCCGAUUUGCUUCAACUUCACCUCUGUUCCUGUCUUCUAUGUGGUCGUGGUGUUGCACCGGGCGAGCUUGCCCAUUCCUGCAAUGAUUAGAAAAAAGGACCGACCGCUUUUGGCUGAAUUCCAUGAAUUAUUUACUCUGUUGUGUUCUAUGUUACAGAAAUGGUGCGAAUGCAACGUGCACAUGUGAAUUUCGACUGCUGAGUUUUUUAACAUUAUGUUCCCUGCGGCUCUCCAAGCAGUUUCUCGUCUGUAAAGAGCUAAAAAGAUAAGGAAGCAUUGAAGUUGAACCUAAUGUAUAACACAUAAUAAUAUGUAAAAUUUGAGUAUAAGGGGAAGUCCCCCAGCGCCGGACGGCACCUAGCACCGGACACUUGCAUUAUUUCGGUAAUCGAGUGAUUCAAGGACUUAUGAUAGGGAUGCGAGGGAACGUAACAAUAAACUCACGAAACGCGAUUAGCCUGGUCAACAGCGGGCUCGGUUUAUUGAUUUUUUUUUUGAUGAAAACAGUGCGUCACGGAACAUUCCGAUGUGUGCUACAACGAUUUCUAAUAUAUUUCUAGAAUGCAAUUUAAUUAUUCACACGAUUCUCUGUGCCCUACUAUAAAACACAGAAAAGUCCCCUGACGCCGGAUAUUGAACAUGUAUUAUUUUUCCCUUCAGGAUUGUUUUUUUUUAUAGUAAUUAGUUCAGAAGAUUUGAGAACGAAGCAAAAGUGUAACGGAAGCAAAUAAAACAAAAGGAAAUUGGGACCAAGCAAGUUUACUAAAUGCGCUUAUAAGUUGCAAAACCCAAAGGAAAAAAGGAAAAGUAUGCUUAUAAUAAAAUAUAAAACCGACAGGCCCGAAAUGGAUACCAUAUUUAGGAUGCAGCAAUGUUGUAAACGAGUUGACUAUCCAACAUGGUUCACAAUGGAAGGCUCUCUCAGCUUUGGCGAAGGAAUUCUCAACUUCUGUCCUGGGCCUAAAAAUGGGAAUGGAACUGGUUGUUGUUGUAUACGGAGAGAAAAAUAUUCGACAAGUGUUCACGGAGAAGGAAUUCGAAGGCAGGCCAGAUAACUUUUUUAUAAGACUGCGUUGUCUUGGAAAGAGAUUGGGUAUAACAUUUGCUGAUGGCCCUUUGUGGAGAGAGCAAAGAUUGUUUGCGGUAAAACAGUUAAGGAGUGUUGGCUUUGGAAAAUCUAAAAUGGAGAAAGAGAUUCAAAAUGAGAUGAUGAGUAUAUUGAAAUGCUUUAAGAGGUACCGCGGAAAACCCUGCGAUCCCCAAAACGUGUUGGCGACAUCCGUUAUGAAUGUUCUAUGGACUUACAUUGCUGGAGAGCGUAUAGAAGAGAAACGUUUAAAGUAUUUGCUGGAAUUAUUGAGUGCACGAUCUAAGGCAUUCACGAUAGCUGGAGGUUUGCUGAACCAAGCACCUUGGUGCAGAUUCAUAUUUCCCGAAUUGAGUGGUUAUUCUCUUAUAAAUAGGAUGAACGAGCAAAUAUCUGCUGUUAUCGAGGAACACAUUGAAAAACAUAAAAAGAGGCUGGUUGCAGGAAGUGAUUUCAUAUAUUCAUUUUUAGAAGAAAUGGAAAGUAAAAGAGAAGGCUUCACAGAGGAGCAAUUAAAAACGAUAUGUCUCGAUGUACUUAUCGCUGGAUCGCAAACAACUAGUAACGUACUAUCGUUUGCGCUGCUUACUUUAUUGAGAAACAGGGAUAUACAAGAUAAAAUAUACAAGGAGAUAAAUCAGAUUUUGGGCACCGCACCACCAACUUGGUCUGAUGUUAGCAGGCUGGUCUACACAAAUGCAUUCCUUCAAGAAGUCUAUCGUUAUUACACGAUUGUACCUUUAAUGGGUCCCCGACGUACACUAGCUGAUACAUUCAUAGACGGUUACUUUAUACCAAAAGAAACGACAGUCCUCAUGGCAGUUGGUGAUUUACAUAUCGAUCCGAGGAUAUGGUGCGAACCGAAGAAAUUUAAGCCGGAGAGAUUUAUAGAUCAACGAGGCGCAUUGAAAAAUAUUGAGCAUUUGUAUCCGUUUGGUUUAGGUCGUCGCCGAUGCCCCGGAGAUACUUUGGCAAAGUCCUUCGUUUUCAUCGUGUUUGUUGGCAUCCUGCAGAAGUUUGAAGUCGACAGCAUCGACUGCAAGCUUCCAUCGUUGGAACCAAUAAUCGGUUUAAUUUCGGCGCCCAGACCGUAUUCGGCUGUGUUUACGCUUCGCCGUAAUUAAUACAGAAACUUUCUUUUAAAAAUCUAUUUUCUUUUAAGUAUGAAGCUAAAAAGCUUAUCAAUGGGGUUAUGGUUUUUUUUCUUAUUUUAA